Molecule: messenger RNA, 4046 nt
Organism: Ooceraea biroi (clonal raider ant)
Lineage: Eukaryota; Metazoa; Arthropoda; Insecta; Hymenoptera; Formicidae
Product: cytochrome b5
Cellular component (GO): intracellular membrane-bounded organelle; membrane
Molecular function (GO): heme binding
Source: RefSeq, a predicted model, not a curated record
GUCGCGCCGGCUCAGUGGACGCAUAUCCGCGCCGCGUCGUGACGCCCCGACGCGGCGCUCAACUGAAAACCAGCGAAGUUUCGCACCUCCGCGAUCGUAUCGACCUAUGGGGUACCAAGCAUUCUCGCAAAUACCAUGUAUGCGGGAACUAUACACACUUUUUAAAUGUAUUUGCUGUGUCAAAGUGUUCCUCAUGUUUUUGCUUACAUUGUGAUGCGACAUGAUGAUUGAAAUGAUUCCUGCUGUGAACUUGUUACUUAUCAAGUCCUAUGUAUGUAUCUGCCUUAUCUGAUGUUUUGUUGUACCGUGCAAUGAUACGAUGAAAUUUGUCGCCUUCUCCUGGCGCUUCAACAAACUCGUUUGAUGAAGAUAAUUCUGUUGGGUUGUAAACGUAUAUUUGUUCCGUUUGUUUAGCGUUUUUAAUAUAUAUUGCAACCUAUAUUAUUAAAACGAUUAAGAAAAGGAAUAUAUGUUACAAUCCACUAUUUUUAAUAGAUAUCUAACAAGAUUCAUUUUUGGACUUGAUUGAUAGCGGCACGCUUGCUGCACAUUUCCCACUGUAUCAGCAGCUGGUCAAAGUUUACGUAUAACAGUUUAUAUUUAAUUAAUCUGCGUUUAUUUGCAAAAAUCAAAAUAUCAUUACAAAGUAAUUAAUCGUAUCAAUAACAAGAUAUGAAAAUGUAAAAAGAAGAAUUCUAUUUAAGGAUAUUAACUUUACACCGGAGAAAUCUUGCGCUUAUCACAUUUUAACAAAAUCGUUUAUCAUGGUUUGCUAAGCACACGCUGAAGCUGACACAACAAUGUUUUAUUUUAAUUGAUUGAAAUUUUCUUUAACGUCGAUCCGCAACAAUCAUAUCUGUACAAAUAAGAUUAGACGACUCUCCGAAUAAGUAUUUUUAGACAUAUUUUGAACAGCACUUCUUGACUCUCGUGAUAUUGGUCGAUAUGGAAACAUAGCUCCUAUUAACAUGCAGCAGCGUGUGAUGUAACUGCGAUUUGCGAUUGAGUAUUUAAUCAAUUGCAAAUGAGAUCUGAGAUGCCUGUCGUUGCAAAUAGGUGGCGGUUAUCUCGAGAACUUCUACUUCCUUUCGCAAUGGUUUGCUUGACGAAAGCGUAACGCAAGACCGGUGCUUAUCAUUGUGCGAGAAAAAAAGUCAUAUAAAACUGCGCGGUACCAGCAAAUAAAAUCGUCAAGUGAUACUUGCGCACGCGGUAGAAUCGCUGCAGUACCGAAACGGUUCUCUCUGAAUCGCGAGUGCGGGCAAGAGAUCAAACUGUUUUGAAUCUUUGUGAGAAAUUAAGGUCGGGAAUCACCAAAAAAACGGGUAAUUUUGGAGCGACAAGUUUUACACCUCACAGUGCACCUUACGCGUCCUCCAAUGAUCUUCAUUUCAAAUUGACUGGGAAUCUUGUCGAACUGCGUCUCUCGUUUGCUUUCAUCCCCUCUUUGGCCAGCGUCAGCAUCCGCUUCCGGUUGGAGGAAGAGGAGAUUUUCCUUUGGAGUGCGACUAGUUCUGCACGCGCGGAUUACACGCGCGUUCUACAUGGGACCAAGCAACACGUUUCACUACCGCAACAGUGCAUGAUCAAGAAGAUACCUCGUGCGGCACGCGUCAGGUUUCAACGAGGUUUCAGAUUUCAAAGCUAGCGUUUCCAAGACCCGUAGCAACAUGGACCUUCUGAGUCUGGGCUUCUGCUCCCUCGAAUUGGGAGAUGUGAAAUCGUCGAAGGAGGACUUCCUGCAAGUCGAGUGUAACGAUGUCUUGGAGAAGAACGACGGCGUCAGGGAACGAAGGUGCAGGUUGAGGUCAAACAGGGAAAAAUCACGCGACGAUACUCAGGUAAUCACUCUGGACGAGGUCGCUUGGCACGACGCACUCGAUGAUUGCUGGCUGGUAAUCUACGAUUACGUGUACGACUGUACGGAAUUCCUAAGCAAUCAUCCGGGUGGUCAGGACGUUCUUCUGGAAUAUGCUGGUCGAGACGCCACCUUGGCAUUCAUUGGCACUGGGCACUCCGCUGUCGCUAGGACGAUGUUGGACCGGUACAAAAUCGGCGAGCUUCCACCGGAAGAGAGGAUCUUUCGCAUUCCCGAUGGUGUGAAGGUCUCGGGAUUCUGAUGUACUUGAAUCGUCGACUGCGUCGAGAGCGAGGCGCUUGGAUAAAUAUCAGUCAAGUGUUUUAUCGACAACGGAAACCAGAAGUAUGUCCAACGUCUUUCCAAAGUUAAAUAUUGAUUAAACUUGAGAGCAUCGUUGAAGUUGCGUAAGAAGUUAUUUGGCUUGACUAUAUUUAUAAUACUUUCGUAAGCAACGGAUAUGAUUCAUGUGAACAACUUCGGUGACGUAUGUCGGCUUUAUAUUGUUUCAUAAUGGUAAAAAAGCAUUGCAUCCGGCACGUUUACAUCAUUCGUUAGUGACGAUAAUUGAUCUUCGAUAGCGACUUUAUCAAUAUUUGAGUUAAAAGCAGUAGUGCUCAUAUUAUUUUCCCAACAAAAUGCUAAAUAAGCUUUCUUUGAAGCGCUACUACAGUUUCUAUGAUGGUUUGCAUCGAUGAGUACUUGCAUAUAUUCUUUCUUUUUUUUUAUUUCAUGCGUGCGUCAAAACAGCGCAACGAGCAGAAUAAAGCCGCUGGAUAAUAUAAGGCAAAUACGUUGUCAAUAUAGAAUAAUAACUAAUAGACCGAGUGCGACGCAGCCACGAAGCAUGUUUUGACAAUAUUUGUUGGACAAACUUGAAAAUAUGGUAGACGAUGGUCAAGCAGUGAGGUCAAGUAUGCGUGAUAAACUGUACUUUUGAACAGACUUUGUGUGGACAAUUAAUUGUUGUUGCACUAAUAUUUAAUGAAUUUAUUACUUAUUUGGAAUGAAAUUAAUGCGAUUUUAAUUUAUUGAUAAGUAGAGAUUAAUCUUAUGUAUCAGCAAAACAAACUUUAUUACAUUGACGUCACUUUACUUUUGUUAUUAAAUAAGAUACGAUAUGCAUCGGCGUCAUAUUCCUUUACGAACUUCAUUUCAUAUCACUAUCACAAAAUAUUUAAUAAAAAUUACUAUUUCAUUUGCGUCUUGCGCUAAGAUCGUUUCAUUAAAUACUGCGAAGCAAACUACACACACACGCGCGUACGCACGCACACACACGCGCGCGCGCACACACACACACACACGCACGCACGCACGCACGCACACACGCACGCGCGCGCGCGCUAAGUUGUUACUUGCUGGAUCUUAGAAUAAUUCAUGUUUCAGAGUAGUCGUAUUUCAAGUAGUUGUAUCCUGAUAGGUUUAUACUUUAUUAAUUCGGUGUCAGGUAACAUUGCGUACUGUGGUUAUUGUUUUUGAUACAUAACUCGCAUGAUAUAAAGAUGUUGUUAAUCUUAUCAGGCUCAAUUUAUAACACGUAAUAGGUUUUAAUUCUUCGAUUUUCGAAAAAAUAAUUCUAUUCUUAAUCUUGAUUUUUAGGAAAAAUAAUUCUAUGCUGUGUACUUAAUAGAUCUUUUCAAUAAUUAAUAUUUUAAAAUAAAAAUUACAUAAGAAGUAUUGAAUGAUUUGUGAAAAGUUAUCACAUUUUUAAGUUGUGUGUGUGAGAGAGGAAGAAAGAGAGAGAGAGAGAGAGAAAAAAGUUUUCCAUAAUUCUUUUUUCUUAAUUGCAGAAUAAUUACUUCCGUUUAACAGAAAUGUUGCUGUCCAAAUAAAUCCCAAAUACGGUUUUGUUUUUAUUUAGUGCAAGUAAUCAGUUUUAAUGUAUGUUUUAACUCUUUUCAUGUAUAUAAACUUAUUUUUCACAGCUUGCUCUUAAGAGCUAUAAACUUAAGUUUACUUUUCUACUAAAGUACCGAUUAAUUUUUUCUACUAAUGUGUCGAUCAAAUGUUACUUGUAGUAAAAAUUUGUUUUCUAUGAACACUGUUGUUAUUCUUCGUUAUACGAAUCGAUAUUAUACGAAACCGCAUUAUAUGGGAAUCGAUUAUACAUAAAUGGCACAUUUUUUUUAUAUUUAUGUAAUACAUCAAACUGCACAUAUUUAUAAUAAUACUGCAAUUUAAAAUGCAA